AUGGCUCAGUUUUUGUCGAGCAUAUUGGGUAACAUUGUUGGGAAAACCGAACACCAUGUGAAAAACAGCUUCGAGUUUGCCCAACAAGUAGCAGGAAUGCAGAUUCCCGAUGAGCAUGUCCUAUUCUCUUUGGAUGUCAAGUCCCUGUACACGAAUGUUCCAGUACAAUAUGCGUUGGAGUGUAUAGGGGAAAGGUGGAGUGAGGUGGAGGAGCACACGAAGAUCGACAGACGAAGUUUCCUGGCAGCGGUUAAGUUGGUAUUGGAUUCAACGUACUUCACCUAUCGUGGAAUCUACCACAUGCAAAAAUUCGGAGUACCAAUGGGAUCGCCUCUAUCGCCGGUGAUAGCCAACCUUGUGAUGGAACGCCUGGAACAGGAGUGUAUGUACAAGGCAGAGCAGAAACAAAUAGGUAUGCUGGUGUAUAGGCGGUACGUAGAUGAUUGUUUUUGCAUCGCACGGGAGGAUCAUGUUGACCAAAUUUUGGCAACAUUUAAUGAUUUUCACGACAGGCUUCAGUUUACCGUGGAAAGGGAGGAAAGUGGUCGGCUUAAAUUCCUGGACAUGAUGUUAACUAGAAGAAAUGGAAUUGUGGAGAAGAGCUGGUUACCCAAACAGGAGAAAGGACGGUAUUUGGACUACAACUCUGAAAGCCCAUUUACGCAUAAGCGCAACACGGCAGUGGCCCUUGUGGACAGAGCAAUCAAAUUGACUGAUGCUGAAAAGCGUCCACAGGCGAUAAAAAAGGUCAAAAAUAUACUUAAAUGCAACAACUAUCCUGAGUGGUUCGUCCAAAACGUUCUGGCACAAAGGGUACACAAACACUACAACGGACUGCAAAAUAAUGGUGAAAAAGAGGAGACCAAAUAUGUUACGACGCCGUAUGUUCCAUGCUUGAGUGAGAAACUGCAAAAAACGCUCAAAAAGAACGGGUUGACACUAGCCGUCAAACCCAAAAAUAAAGUAAAAGACGUUAUUUUCAGCAAACUCAAAGAUACCAUUCCACCAGGGCAACAAAAAAAUGUUGUAUAUUCUAUCCCCUGUGGAACUGGAGAUGGAAAAAUGUAUGUUGGGCAGACGAGCAGAAAGUUGGACACAAGAAUAGGAGAGCAUAAAAAUGACAUCAAACGCAAAGACAACCGAACGGGCCUGACACAACACACGCUAGGUGACGGACAUGUGUUUGAUUUCGAAAAAGUGACGAUCCUAGAACGUAUUGUUGACCAGGAAAGCAGAAUCACAGCAGAGACAUUCCACAUCAAGUUGGUUGGCGAACGCAACGCGGUGAACCUCCAGCAAGAGUGCGGAACGUUCAACACCAACUACAAUGCGCUUGUGGUAAAGCUACGGGACGGUACAAACAGCGGACGGUGGAGAGGAAACAAAUGCGACGAUCGACACAGCAUCACAGCACACCCGCCAGACAGUGAUACCUGA
Molecule: messenger RNA, 1437 nt
Organism: Wyeomyia smithii (pitcher-plant mosquito)
Lineage: Eukaryota; Metazoa; Arthropoda; Insecta; Diptera; Culicidae
Exons: 1
Coding region: 1-1437 (478 amino acids)
Source: RefSeq, a predicted model, not a curated record